Glycine soja is the source of this 1838-nucleotide messenger RNA. RefSeq names its product NAC transcription factor 25-like. The transcript has 3 exons. The record is from RefSeq and is a predicted model, not a curated record. Gene Ontology annotation, molecular function: DNA binding. The coding region runs from base 522 to 1610 and encodes 362 amino acids. Gene Ontology annotation, biological process: system development; regulation of DNA-templated transcription. Lineage: Eukaryota; Viridiplantae; Streptophyta; Magnoliopsida; Fabales; Fabaceae.
AUGCGAUCAUAAAAGAGGGAGAGCACAUGUUCACGUGCCCAUCAACCCUCUCUAUCUAUCUCUAUCUUCCAACCUGUGAAACUGAACUGAAUGUGGGGCUUGUGUGAGAGGGUUGCUUAUUUGCAUAAGAAAAGCAUGACAUCAAAAGCGUUUCAUUUCUAAACUCCCCAACCUUUAUUCAUUCCCACAAAACCAGCCUCAUCAUCCUCAAUAUCGUUGUGUGGUCCCCACCCCAUGUGUCGCAAAAACCAUCCUCAUCCAUUAGGUACCUUUCUCUUAAAUCAUCAUGCAUAUUACAUAGUUGCAUACACAUAGGUACACAUACAUUGAUCCCAGAAAUCCAAAGUCCCAUAUUAUCUGACCGCUACUUUUUUUCCAAAUAUCACGAAAACGUGCGAAAGAAGAGCAAAGGAAAGCAAAAAGCAGAAGAUAAAGUAAGAAAAGGCUCAAAUGAAAAAUAGUUUGUACUAAAAUGAUGCACGAGACGUACAUAGAAAAUUGAGCACAAAGUGGUGUUGUUCAUGGAUAGCAGAGAUUCAUCAUCGGGGUCUCAGCACCCACACCUUCCUCCAGGGUUUCGGUUCCACCCCACCGAUGAAGAGCUCGUGGUUCACUACCUCAAGAGAAAAGCUGCUUCUGCACCCCUUCCCGUCGCCAUCAUCGCCGAUGUUGAUCUCUACAAGUUCGACCCUUGGGAGCUCCCAAGUAAAGCAACUUUUGGUGAGCAAGAGUGGUACUUUUUCAGCCCAAGGGAUAGAAAAUACCCAAAUGGGGCUAGGCCCAAUAGAGCUGCUACUUCUGGGUAUUGGAAGGCCACUGGAACUGACAAGCCUAUAUUAACAACAUAUGGGCACCACAAAGUUGGAGUUAAGAAAGCACUUGUUUUUUAUGGUGGAAAGCCUCCAAAAGGGGUUAAAACCAAUUGGAUCAUGCAUGAGUAUAGGCUUGUUGAUGAUUCCUUUAAUUCAAGCUCAAAACCGCCUCCUCUGGUUCCUCAUAACAAGAAAAAUUCCCUGAGGCUGGACGAUUGGGUUUUGUGCCGAAUAUACAAGAAAAGCAACAACACCACCCUACCAAGGCCACCCAUGAUGGAGCAUGAAGAGGAGCUUUCAAUGGACAACAUGCUACCAACGAUGUCAACGUUGUCAAUGGCUAACAACAAAAUGCAAAACCCUAAACCUCCCUCGAGGAGCACGAGUUAUGGUCCACUAGGACUUGAAAAUGAUGACAACUUCUUCGAGGGAGUCUUGGCCGUGGAUCAAAGCAUGCAAAAUGGUUCUGAUUCUCACAUUUUCUCUCCAAACUCAAAGGGUGAUAAUAAUAAUAACAACAACAAUAAUGCUAGCAACUUUCCUAUCAAACGUGCACUGAUCACAUCACAACUUUGGAACGAGACAGGGUCUCCGGGGUCUUCUUCUUCGUGCAAGCGAUUUCAUGGUGAUCUUAAUUGUGGAUGCAGCAAUGCUGAGGACAAUAAUGAUUCCUUUAUUUCCCUGCUAAGCCAGUUUCCUCAGAACGCAACUUUUCAGCCAAACGCGAUUCAUGGGUCCGUUGAGGAUGAUGGUGCGCCGAGGCAACAAUUUCAUCUUCAUGGCAUAAAUUGGAACUGAUUAAUCAAUAGUGUGCUUUAGCUUAGUUUACUUUACACACACAUGAAAAUUAAAUGUAACUACCAUUAAUUAUAGACUUCUUCAUGCAGGUCUUAGUAUUUUUCACUUUCCUUCUACUGUAUUCAUAACACAAAAUAGGAAGAGAUCGAGACUAUAGGCAUGGAGUACUAUAUAUAUGUUGAACUUGAAGCUUACAACAUUAAUUAUACUAGAUUAAAUUGGAUACAA